AUGGACACGCUCCCCACAGAAAUCAUCAUCCAGAUCCUGGACAACCUCCCAUCCCCUGCCGUUAAGCAAGCCCGUCUUACAUCCCGGACCUUCAACUCGAUUCUCGCAAAACGCACAUUUGAAGUUCUCGUUUCGUUUCUAGACCCGGAAGUGGCGCAAAACACACUCGUCACCAUUGCACAAGAUCCCGUGAGGCGGCGUCGACGACCCUCGAUUUGGUCACCGAGAUGCAGCGUACCCCGGAAUUUACCUGUUGGCGACUCAUUUCUUAUGGCGCUCUGGGUUGGUUUGCGUGGAGAUUCAUGGGUCGCAGAUGUUAAAGGAGACAAGUUGGACGUUAGUAGUUGGCAGGAUGGUGGGAAAGGAUAUGGGUGA
Fusarium graminearum PH-1 is the source of this 375-nucleotide messenger RNA. RefSeq lists its product as uncharacterized. The coding region runs from base 1 to 375 and encodes 124 amino acids. Lineage: Eukaryota; Fungi; Ascomycota; Sordariomycetes; Hypocreales; Nectriaceae. The transcript has a single exon. Gene Ontology annotation, molecular function: protein binding. The record is from RefSeq and is a predicted model, not a curated record.